AUGGACCUGUAUGGGGAUAGUUUCAAACUUCAGGACAUGAUAGAUUCUGACAUGAGAAGUUUAAGGUCAGAAUUGGGGGAUUAUUUCUCCAAUGACAUAUCAUGUUCUCCUGGUGCCUCACAUUUAGAGUCUUUAAACCCUGGUAUUGGUAUGGAUGCUUUGGACUCCACAUUAGACUCUGAAUUAUCCAAUGAUGGUGGAAGUGGCUGGAUGGACAAUUCUCAGCUAUUCAAUCUCAGUGCAGAUUUUGACAGCAUUGGAGGACUCCUUGUUAAUCCACAAACUGCAUUACCUGUGUCAAUGUCGGAACCUCUAAUUUUGUCUUCAUCACUACCAUCAUCUUCUUCCGAUAGCUCUAGUUUAACUCUCGCAUCUGAAAACCAAGACUCUUCAGCGCAUACGACGUCUAAUAGUAUUACAGUGACAUUACCUAUUCAAAUUGUUUCUGCAACCAGUCUAACACCCGAAAUGUCUGAUGCACAGUCACAAGUAAAUCUUACGGUUUCUGUUCCAACUCCGUCCCCCAGCCCACAUAGCAUAACCUCCUCCCAAGCGCAACAAAUAUUUGCUGCACAAGAGUCAGAAACAAAUUGUGAAAGUAACGAAAGUCCUAAACCAAAAUCAAAGAAUAAGAAUGUGAAAUCCACACAGCAAAUGAACAUUGAAAAUGCAUAUCCAAAGCCAGCUUAUUCGUACAGUUGUCUGAUUGCUAUGGCUCUUAAAAAUAGCAAAAAUGGUAGUCUGCCUGUGCACGAAAUAUAUGACUUCAUGACGGAAAAUUUUCCUUAUUUCAAGACUGCUCCUAAUGGAUGGAAGAAUUCGGUGCGACACAAUUUGUCCUUAAAUAAGUGUUUUGAAAAAAUAGAGAAGCCAACAGGAAAUAGUGCACAGAGAAAAGGCUAUUUGUGGGCAAUGAAUCCUGCUAAAAUAGAAAAAAUGGAAGAAGAAUUGCAGAAAUGGGGCAGCAAAGAUCCUGUGGCUAUUAGAAAAAGCAUGGCCAAUCCAGAACGUUUGGAACUGAUAGAAAAAGGAGAACUCAAGAACAAUGAAAGUGAAGUGAAAACGGAAGAUAUGAGUAUUUCUGAUGAAGAGUGCGAAAUCAAAGAAAUCAAACAGGAAAAAGAGGAUGAGGAUGUUAAGCCCCAUAUUAAUACCUUAGGAAAUGAUCUGUUAAACCAUGACUUUCCUUCUUUGGGAGACUCUGUGAACAUGGAUUCAUGCUUACCAGAGCUUGAUCUCCAGAAAGGCAUAUGGGAAAAUUUGUGUGAAGAUAGGCUUCACUUUAUGAGUGAUAGCCCAAUAAACCCUUUAUCACCGAAAAAUUCAGAAACUAUGGAUGAUGACUCGUCUUUAGAAUCUGCUCCGUCCUCUCAAAGAUCCUAUAUUCAAGCUAAUUAUAUUUACAAGUGUGCCCAGCGUGCCUCGUCUUCUGAUGCGAGUGCUAAGCGAUUACUGGCCCAUCCCUCAUUGGCUGGGACAGAACAAGGCACCACUUGCGAUGCAUGA
Molecule: messenger RNA, 1506 nt
Organism: Uloborus diversus
Lineage: Eukaryota; Metazoa; Arthropoda; Arachnida; Araneae; Uloboridae
Gene: jumu
Product: forkhead box protein C2-B-like
Exons: 5
Coding region: 1-1506 (501 amino acids)
Biological process (GO): regulation of transcription by RNA polymerase II
Molecular function (GO): transcription cis-regulatory region binding; DNA-binding transcription factor activity, RNA polymerase II-specific
Source: RefSeq, a predicted model, not a curated record